AUGGCUGUUGAGGCAGGGAUUGAAGUUUGUUAUGGGACUGAUGGUUUGAUUUUAAGUCAACAAAAAUAUAUUCAUGAGUUGCUGCAAAGGAGUGGUUUCGAAUGGGUCAAGGGUCUUCCUACUCCUAUGGUAGCAAGUUGUAGGUUGUUUACUAGUGAAGGCACACCUAUUAGCAAUGUUGUUCAGUACAGAAAUAUUGCACCUCGCGUUGUUUAUUUUCAAGCUGUAAAGAGAAUUUUGCGAUAUUUGCAAGGGUCAAUUGAUUAUGGUUUGAAGUUCACUCCUUCUCGAUUGUCCUUGACCAGGUUUGUUGAUGCAAACUGGGGACCUGACGUGGAUGAUAGGCAGUCCACUUCAAGUUUUUGUAUCUUUUUUGGGGGUAAUUUGGUGUCUUGGAGCUCUCACAAGCAACAAGUUGUGGCACGCUCCACUGCCCGAAUACAGGAGUGUCACCUCCGCAGCUACUGA
This is a messenger RNA of Hibiscus syriacus, 468 nucleotides long. RefSeq lists its product as uncharacterized. The transcript has 3 exons. Bases 1 to 468 code for a protein of 155 amino acids. The record is from RefSeq and is a predicted model, not a curated record. Lineage: Eukaryota; Viridiplantae; Streptophyta; Magnoliopsida; Malvales; Malvaceae.